AUGGUGAGAAACAAACAACCAACCAAUGAAGAUGGCAAAAGUGGAGAAACAUCAAAACAAAUUGCACGAGAAGGGGUUGACUACAUAAGUCACAUGCCGAGGGAAGUUAUGCAUCACAUACUCUUAUUUUUGCCUUUUGAGUAUUGGAUAAUUUUGGGCAUGGUUUCAAAACAAUGGCAAUAUCUUAUGUAUGAAACUCCAACUUUUAUUCUCGAUGAGAAUGAAAUUGUUUCAAAAAUGACAAGACAAAUUCGCGGUGUAUUACAUGAAGAGCAACCUCGAAGUGAAUGGCUUGAUGAGGGCAAACAAAGAUUUGCAGAGUUUGUGAACCGCAUUUUAAUAUAUCACUCUGGUUGUCUCAUAACCUUUACACGAUUAUCGCUUCAAUAUGAACCUAGAACAAUAUAUUCCUUAAAUGUUAACAAUUGGGUUCACUUUUUGAUGACAAGAGACAUAGAGAAGCUUGAGUUGAAAUUCUCAUCAACACCAAUCUUGUACUAUGAACUAGAAGGUUUGGCAGUGAGGCGCACAAGAACAGCACAGACUUUUCAACUUCCUCGUCACCCUUUUGAGCCCAAAUUUACAAGUUUCUUUUUGAACUUCUGCAAACUUGAAGCAUCUAGAUUUGGCUCUUUUAUGAACUUAAAAGUUCUAUAUUUGACAGAUGUGAAGAUUCUAGACCGUUCUAUUGGACAAUUUGUUUCAAAAUGUCCAGUCCUCGAAGAUUUAUACUUGGAGAGAUGCUCUGUAACCGAGAGAUUUUUCGUUUGUAAACAAGAUCUGAAAAUCAAACAUUUGAUCUUGCUCAAUUGUAUGACAGAAUAUUGGCAAAUGUUUGCGAUUGACAUAACUGUUCCACAUUUGAUGAACCUGGUGAUCAUAGGAAGAUAUCUCAUGAAUUCAACCAUAAGAAAUGCAACCAAUCUGGAAGACUGCUCAAUCGACAUCAAUCAAGGGUUUUCAGAUAAUGAACAGGGAAACUUUCUAGCUAUGAUUAUGAUAAAUUUAAGAAGUUGCAAGACUCUAGCUUUAAGUAGCUGGUGCAUUCAGGUUCUUCCAACGUUAGAUAUUGGAUUAAGUCAACAACUGCACGGUUCAUUUACGAAUUUGACAAACUUAAGGUUAACUGUCGGUUAUGUGAAACAAGAACUACCUGGAAUAGUCCUGUUAUUGCAAAGUUGUCCUUGUCUUGAGAAAUUGAUGUUGGACAUUUAUACAGCCAAAGACAUCGAUUGGCUGAUGAUUGUUAAUGACAUGUUUGAGGGAUAUGAACCGGAAGUUUUUCAUUUCGAAGAGGAUAACUAUCUUGAGAAUCAGACUCGAGAUAUCCUUUGUCUGCAAAGAAGCCUCAAGGUUCUUCAAAUUUACGGGUUCAUGGGACGAAACCAGGAGAUACAUCUAGUAGAGUUCCUACUCCGUAAUGCACUAGUGUUGGAGAAUCUAGUCAUAUACAAUGAUUUUCCAGAUGAAUGUGGAACUCGAGAAUCAGCCCCGAGUCUUCGUGAGUUGGACCAGCGACGCACGUUGCAAGCACUGCUGGAUUUACCGAGGGCAUCUUCUGUUGUUCAAGUUUCUGUGGAAAAAAUCAGAGUUUUCGAUGAGUAG
Molecule: messenger RNA, 1605 nt
Organism: Impatiens glandulifera
Lineage: Eukaryota; Viridiplantae; Streptophyta; Magnoliopsida; Ericales; Balsaminaceae
Product: F-box protein At5g03100-like
Exons: 3
Coding region: 1-1605 (534 amino acids)
Molecular function (GO): protein binding
Source: RefSeq, a predicted model, not a curated record